CACUGAUCUUUGUUAUUGUAACUUGCUGGUCAUUUUCCACGGCUGUGCGACUAAUUAAAUUUAAACACCAGAGUCAACAUAAAUCAGUGUUAAAACAGCGCGCCAGUUAAUCCACCUCUCUGCGGCAAUGUAAUUUCAUGGCGGUGUUUAGUACAUAACAUACACGGGCCCGUAAUACAUAGUUAUGUAUGUAUAUAGGCAGCCGCGAAAUCGUGUGUGUGUGCGUGUACAGCUGUAGAGUUUUUAAUGAAUAAACUAGGCACUAGUGUAGAUUUACGUGCAUUGCCUGCAAAAAGUAACGAAAGGGGCAUAUAGAAGAAGAGUCGUGGGCGUUUGGGGCAUCGCAAUCGCAGCAUAAAAUCGAUUUCGAGUGCAUGUGUGCGCGCGUGGUGUGUGUGCCGAGUGUUUGCAUGUGUUUGUUGCAAAUGUAAGAAGUAGAAGAAGAAGAAACUCACGCGCUUAUCCUCUCUCUCUCUCUUCUACCCCAUUGCUCCACUAGCAGCUGAAAGUAAUAAUUGAGAAAAUUUUAAAGAAAUCUGCCAGUUUGCACAAGUGAAAAGCCCAAAAUCGUGUUAAAACCGACGAGGAGAGCUCCAAAUAUUUUUCCAGUGAAAGCCACCAAAGUAAAAUCCGGAGACAAAGAGGAGCCACACGUGCCAGAGGAAAUCUAUAAGCGAAGCUGCAGGAGAUAGUCGGGAGGGUGUGAAUCCAUCCCAUCUCUCUACAUUUAAAAAUCAAGUGUAUUUGCCGCUGGCGGGGCGACCAAAUGCAUAGACAACAUAUGUCGCAGCCACGAGCAGUCCAAGACCAAGAGUUGCGACCCCGACCGUUCGUUGCAUACUACAUACGCUCAUAGAGCAUCCCACCGUCCUUGCACUUGGCCAGCAGGGAGCCACCACACACACAGAGGGUUCAGCCAGGUUCAGGCAAGAACAGGAGCAGCACUAGAAGCUCCGAGCACUAAGCAAGACGAUAAGAUGAUGAAACGCACCCGUGUCGACGAGGUGCAGUUCGGCACACGACCCGGUCCCCCGGUUCCCGGAGGAGUAGGAGUCGGUGUUGGAGUUGGUGUCGGUGUGGGAGUCGUCGGCGUGACCGGUGGAGGACCACCGACCGGCAGCGGUGGCAAUACAACCAAUGUCGGUGUUAAUACAGCGGGUGUGACCAUAGGAACGGUGUUGCCCGGAGCCCACAGCGCAACUAUCAGUGGCAUUGGUUCCAUUCACCAUCGCAUCCUCACUCCACAACAUGGGGGAGCCCAGACUAUUGCUUAUUUGCCGUCCACCACACCGACGGCCACCAACCUAAAGACCACAAGUGCGAUUGUGGACAGCAGCAGCAAUACUGGAGCUGGAGGCGGACCUGUGGUAGCCGGUGCCCAGGUGACUGUGGGAGGAGUUGGUGGAGCCGGAGGCGUUGUCGUUUCCACGGGCAGCACAGGCACCCAAACAUUGCAGUAUACCACCUCGUAUAGCGUGGCCUCCAUUCAGGCGGGUGGAACUCUCAAGGCCAGCACAGCGGAUGGCGCCAACACAGUACAGAUCCAUGUAACUGGAGCCGGAGCAGGAGCCACAAAUCCUGCCAACGCACAGACCGUCUCCAGCAGCUCACAAACGGGCCCAAUCCGUCAGCGCACAAUCAGCGGCACACAGACGGUGGCCAGUGCCGUUGGCAAUCUGGCCACGAUGGCCCAACAGCAGCAGACCGUUCAGCAAGCGUCGCUGGUUACCGUACCAACGCCACCAUCGUCUGUGUCGGCCAACAGCGUUGCCGGGGGUGCAAGUACACCACCGCAAGGACAAUCGGGCAGCGCCACUCCACGUUUGAAGGUGGAAGAUGCUCUCAGUUAUCUGGACCAGGUGAAGUAUCAGUAUGCGGACCAGCCGCAGAUCUACAACAACUUCCUCGACAUCAUGAAGGAGUUCAAGUCGCACUGCAUCGACACGCCUGGCGUUAUAGAGCGUGUCUCUACGCUUUUUAAGGGGCAUACGGAGCUGAUCUAUGGCUUCAACAUGUUCCUUCCGCCGGGCUACAAAAUUGAAAUACAUUCGGAUGCCCUUGGCUGUUCAGUGCCCGUGGUUUCGAUGCCCUCACCACCGGGAGCACCCUCGAGCACGGGAACGGUGCACAUGCUCACCGGAAGCAGUCCGAUGGCAGGUGCCUCCGGACAUGUCGCCAUAAAGACAGCGUCUAAUGCAGCAACUCUUACACCGACCACGGGAGCUGGCGCUGUGGCCGCAGCAGCCGUGGCGCAGAUCCAGUCUGGAGCUGUGAAUCUGAUGACCCAUGGUGGAGCGUCGCUCACCCAGACCACAAUACAUGCCCUGCAGCAGCAUGCAACGCCACCGCAGUCGCAGUCCCCAAGCGGCGGUCAUGUUCACGUGAGUGUCACCAACUCGCCGGCACCAGCUGCUGUUGUGCCCCCCAUCUCUGUAUCGGCGCACAAUAUGCCGCAAAAUUACUCAAGGGAUCGUGAAAGGGCGACCAUCACGCCUACGGGUCAGGUGGCAGUUUCGGCGGCACCGGCCACCGCAAAUUCAGCCGCUGCCGCCGCUAGUAUUGUGGUGGGCGGACCACCGACGCCAAAUUCCCUGAGCGAACUUAGUCCUCACGGCGGCGGGGGCGGCGGAGGUGGAGCCGGAGCGGCCCAGCACAAUCUGCAUCACAUCCAGCAGGCGCACCAAUCGAUUCUCCUGGGCGAAACGGGACAGCAGAAUCAGCCGGUGGAGUUCAAUCACGCCAUAACCUAUGUAAAUAAGAUCAAGAACCGUUUCCAGAACCAACCGGCCAAGUACAAGAAAUUCCUGGAGAUCCUGCAUGCCUAUCAAAAGGAGCAGAAGGUUAUGAAGGAGGGCAGUCUGAACCAGGGCAAAAUGCUCACCGAGCAGGAAGUGUACACGCAAGUGGCCAAGCUCUUUGGCCAGGAUGAGGAUUUGCUAAGGGAAUUCGGCCAGUUUUUGCCAGAUGCCACCAAUCAUCAGUCCGGACAGUACAUGUCCAAGUCGGCGGCAUCAGCAGUGCACAAUGAUCAUGGAAAGCAGCGGCCGACUGCCACAUUGAGCGGCGGAGCACACAUUACAAUGUCAUCCGCAUCGCCAGCGCCCAGUGGUUCCCCUCUCCAUUUGGGUGGCGGCGCUACAAAUCUACCGCAGAUCGACAAUAGUGCUCAUGCAGCGGCCAUUGGCAAUCUGUCGGCGGUCAACACCAGCGUCAGCAUCAAGACGUACAACAACAAUCAGCAGCAGCAACAGAAUCAUGUAAUUGGCUCGGGCCUGAAUGCAACGUCCAGGAACGAUAUGCUCUACGAGAAGGACUAUCAUCACACGGGUCUGCAGCAGCAGCAGGCACACCAGCGAGGCGCCGGCGUGGGAGGUCACCAUCAUCAUCUGGUUGGCGGAACUCCGGCGGGCGCAAACCUAGGACGACCGGGUGCGGGAGCCAGUGUCAUGGUUGCCUACGAGAAGGAUCAUCAUCGCAACAAUCAUCAUGUCCAGAAGUAUGUGGGCCAUGCUCCCAAUCAGAAUCUGUCGCAUGGCGGCCACAAUGCCAAGAAGUCGCCCAGUUAUGGCAUCACCUCGGUAAUUGGUUCCAUGCCGCCGCACCUGUCGGACAAUUCCCUUGAUCGCAGUUCGCCGGGCAUAAGCUACGCCACGCCGCCGUUGCCCGUUGGCCAACAGCAACAUAAUUCCGCCUCGGCAACGAGAAGGCAAGGCGGCGACGACGGCCUGGCCGGACACUACGCCAGCGGAGCACCGCCUGCCAAGCGACCGAAGCCUUAUUGCCGGGACGUCAGCUUCUCGGAGGCAUCCAGCAAGUGCACCAUCUCCGAUGCCGCUUUCUUUGACAAGGUGCGGAAGGCACUGAGGAGUCCCGAGGUCUACGACAAUUUCUUGCGAUGCCUGACGCUGUUCAACCAAGAAAUCGUAUCCAAAACGGAACUGCUGGGCCUUGUCUCGCCAUUCCUCAUGAAGUUCCCGGACCUUUUGCGAUGGUUCACCGACUUUUUGGGACCGCCUGUUGGUGGUCAGGCGGGUUUAAUUGACGGCAUGCCCCUGGCCGCCACUCAAAGAUCCCAGGGCGGUGGCGGUAGCAGCAAUAGCAGCUCGCAUGAUCGAGGCCACCAGAGUGCCGCUGAGUACGUCCAGGAUGUGGAUUUAUCAUCGUGUAAGCGACUGGGCGCCUCCUAUUGCGCCCUGCCGCAGUCUACGGUGCCGAAGAAGUGCAGCGGUCGGACGGCGCUCUGUCGGGAGGUGCUCAACGACAAGUGGGUCUCCUUCCCUACGUGGGCCAGCGAGGAUUCCACGUUUGUGACGUCGCGGAAGACGCAGUUUGAGGAAACGAUAUAUAGGAAUAUUCACAGAACGGAGGACGAGCGCUUCGAGUUGGAUCUGGUCAUUGAGGUGAACAGCGCCACCAUUCGCGUGCUGGAGAAUGUGCAAAAGAGGAUGUCCCGCAUGUCCACCGAAGAGCUGGCCAAGUUUCAUCUGGACGACCAUCUGGGUGGCACAUCUCAAACGAUACACCAGCGGGCGAUUCAUCGCAUCUAUGGCGACAAGUCGGGCGAGAUAAUCCAGGGCAUGAAGAAGAACCCCUCCGUGGCAGUGCCCAUUGUGUUGAAGCGGCUAAAAGUCAAGGAGGAGGAGUGGCGGGAAGCGCAAAAGACCUUUAACCGGCAAUGGCGGGAACAGAACGAGAAGUAUUACCUCAAAUCUCUCGAUCACCAAGCCAUCAACUUCAAGCCCAACGACAUGAAGGCCCUGCGCUCCAAGAGUCUGUUCAACGAGAUCGAAACGCUGUACGAUGAACGGCACGAUCAGGAGGACGAUGCCAUGGAGCCGGCGGGACCGCAUCUGGUGCUGUCCUACAAAGACAAGACAAUACUGGACGAUGCCGCUAAUCUGUUGAUUCAUCAUGUCAAGCGACAGACGGGAAUCCAGAAGCAGGAGAAACAGAAGAUCAAGCAGAUCAUCCGACAAUUUGUGCCUGAUCUCUUCUUUGCGCCGCGGCAGCCGCUGAGCGACGAUGAGCGGGAUGACGCCUUUCCAUUUUUGGUAGAUGACAAUACGAAAAUGGAGGUGGACACACCCACUACCAGCUCGCCCCUUAGUCGCACAGAGUCGUCGUCGACGGCGACACGGAAUGCCAAGGGCGAAGGCAACUCUCCGGCGCGCAGCAAUGCUAGCAGCACUAGUGGCACGCCGGCGGGGAUUAAGAAAGAGACUGACGACACCAAGGCAUCAUCAAGUGGGACGGCGACGACCGGAACAUCAAGUUCGGCGACGUCCGUGGACGAUGCGACCCCAUCGACGUCCACAGCGGCGGCAGCAGCAGCAGCAGCGGCGGCGUCGUCGUCUUCAGCGUCCUCCGCUUCCGAGGCAAAGGCCAAGGAAGAACCCCUUUCCGCCCAUAGAGAAGAUGGAGCUGGUAGCAGCACCAGUGGAGGAGCUCAAGAGCCAGCAGCAGCAGCGACUAGCGGCGAUGUGGAAAUUAAGCUGGAGAAUCCGACAGACUUUGUUCAUCCCAAGCUGUUGCCCCCGCAUGCACAAGGCCAGCACGAUGAUGAAUCAUACUCGCUCUUCUUUGCCAACAACAACUGGUAUCUGUUCCUGCGGCUACAUGCGAUCCUCUGCGAACGCCUGCACGUGAUGUACGAGCGGGCACGCCUGCUAGCCAUCGAGGAGGAGCGUUGCCGGGUGAACCGAAGGGAGAGUACAGCCACAGCGCUAAGGCUGAAGCCUAAGCCGGACAUCCAAGUGGAGGACUACUAUCCCACCUUCCUCGACAUGCUGAAGAACGUACUGGAUGGCAAUAUGGACUCUAAUACAUUCGAGGAUACCAUGCGGGAAAUGUUCGGCAUCUAUGCGUACAUCUCUUUCACGCUGGACAAGGUUGUAUCGAAUGCCGUUCGCCAGCUGCAAUACUGUGUGACAGAGCGGGCCGCCCUGGAUUGUGUGGAGCUGUAUGGAUCUGAGCAACGCCGUGGCAGCACCGGUGGACUCUGCCGCGAUGCGCACAAGACCUUCGAUCGGGAGAUGUCGUAUCAGCGCAAGGCGGAAAGCAUUCUCAACGAUGAGAACUGCUUCAAGGUGUACAUUUACAAAAUCGAUUGUCGCGUAACCAUCGAGCUGCUCGACUCUGAGCCCGAGGAAGUGGAAAAACCGACUGCUUUAAAGGCCCAAAAGUUUAGCAAAUAUGUGGAACGAUUGGCAAACCCUGCUCUAGGCAGCGGAGGAGGAAAUAGUGGCGGCGGCGGCGGGAACAGUGCUGGCUCGAGUACGGCGCUAGGCAACGACAAUAUUGCGGAAUCCUCUGAUAUCAAAACGGAGGAGGAGGAGGAAGAUAAUGCCGAGCUGGGGCACAGGGGAUGCGGAAUCGGUGGAGGAGUUCGCAAGGCGCGCUUUUUGCUGCGCAACAAGCGCCGGUCGCAGCUGCACGAGGAGCAAGUGCGUCAGUUGUUUGAGCAGAAGCGGAAUCGCACAGAGCUGGCAACAACGACUACAGUCCAGGCAAAUGACUCGGGCGAAACUAUUUCCAGCAGCAGCGGGAGCGGCAACUCGGCAGCCGGCAGCAAUAAUAACAAUAACAACAACAAUAAUAUUAACAACAACAGCUGGAGCGGCGGCAAGCGGUUGCCCGAGAGACUCGGCGCCCCACAGGUGGGCCUGGCCGAGCAGUAUGCCUUUAAUGAUCGCGACGAGAUCAGCACAAACCCCAGCAACGGGCGUUGCUUUGUGACCAGCAAGAAUCUCAAGCUACUCAAGUACGAUGCAGUGCGUCGUGCCAAGAAGAGUCACUACCGCGUCACCCAGGCCAAGUACUCGCACUUCCAGACCUUUGUCAACAAGUGGCUGCAGCAGCACGUUAGCGAGCAGCUGCAACAGAACUGCAUUGACUGGCUGCUGGGCAAGACUCCGGAUCAGAUCAACGCCAGCGGCUGGGGAGCGGCCAGCAAGACAAAGACAGUGCCGCAGAAGGAUACCACAAAGACGCCGUAUCGCAUCUACAAUCGGUACAAGGUGGUGCAUAGCAGCUCGGCCAGCGGACUGAUGAGUGGCGGAACAGCAGCAACAGCGACCAACAACACCACAACGCCGGGUGCGACGACGCCGGUGGCCAAUGCUGCACUGGCAUCCUCAGCGGUGUCCUCAAGCUCGAGCUCGGGGCAUACCAUUGUAAACAGCAGCAGCAGCGGCAGCAUUUUGAGCGCAGACUCAACGACCACCCCGACCAAUGCAACGCCCCAGCAGCAGCAGCAGCAACAUUGCAAUAGUGCGGCAGCUGCAGCAUCGGCAACCACAAAUAAUGCAGAGGCACUGCAACAGGUGCGACCCAUGGAGAGCUAACCAGUAGCGACCGCCUGGUCAGAUGCAUUCACAUGACGAUAGAGAGACGGUGAAUACGCCUGAAUUCGAUGGAAAGUUUGUGUUUUUAAUUGUGAUACCAGUUCCUGGACGCGGUCAUCGAGAUUGCAGCUAAACCGACCGAACACACAACAUCGACUUGGCAUGGGGCACGGGAGAUAUUUGAUCGAAAGAAAGCAAACUCCCUUUUCAUAUUGUACAAAAAGUCAUUUAAUCUUAGACGGUUUGCUUCUAAAUAAGAAUUUGUAUAAUCUUAAUUUUAGGCUUAAAGUGCACGUACACGGCAGCGCGUCUUUUGUUUUUUCGAAGCGCUUUUAGAUUUUAGAGUGUAAGAACACAAAACACAUACCUUAUAUCAUGCAAUCGCAAGUCCCAAUAAGAGUCAGAACCAUAUAUAUUUUGAACGAGUGACAGUUGUGCUAAUAUUUACCAUACAGAACUUGUCUGUUAGCCAAGUAAGAUUUUAUAAACAUCAAGCCCUUUACUUUUACAUGUAACAACGUAUUUUUAUACAACAGAAACAAAACAAACCCACACAAACCUUGUACAAUUCCUUGUGAAUACCUAUUAAUUACUAUUUACGUGCUUAAGUUCACCUAUCGUUAAGUUGUAAAAACGUAAUGAGCGCAGAUUAAAACGGAAAGUUUAUCAAAAGUGAA
Drosophila kikkawai is the source of this 8020-nucleotide messenger RNA. It is a transcript of the gene Sin3A, whose product is annotated as SIN3 transcription regulator family member A. The record is from RefSeq and is a predicted model, not a curated record. Gene Ontology annotation, cellular component: Sin3-type complex; chromatin. Gene Ontology annotation, molecular function: transcription corepressor activity. Gene Ontology annotation, biological process: negative regulation of transcription by RNA polymerase II. NCBI's taxonomy places the organism in Eukaryota, Metazoa, Arthropoda, Insecta, Diptera, Drosophilidae.